AUGUCAGUUACUUUCAUCUUGGGCAUAGCCAACCUUAUUGGUGGACUUCCUCACGUUUUUCACAAUAUCACUGAUCUGAGAGACAGCCGAGUCAUGAACGAGGACAAAUCGGAAGGUCGGCCACUACUGACUCAAGCUUGGAUGUGGUCGAAAGCCCGGCUCCACAUGGUUCUACCACUGCUCUCACACAUGGUGUUCGGGCUACUUCCACCAGUGCUCUGCGGGUUGUCGUUCCGUGAGAGUAACGACAGGGAGAACAAGAUGAUGGACGUCGCCAGUGCUUCGCUUGCCUGCAUCGCUCUGCUAGCGCUCGGGAAGGUUAUGGCCACAGAAGAGCCAUGA
Molecule: messenger RNA, 342 nt
Organism: Triticum turgidum subsp. durum (durum wheat)
Lineage: Eukaryota; Viridiplantae; Streptophyta; Magnoliopsida; Poales; Poaceae
Source: the annotation of a GenBank genome assembly